CGAAGGUGCAGAAUAAAAUAGAAAACUUAUACUAACGGUUGUCUUUAUGAUGCAGUAAUGGAUUAACACUUUUCACUUUAUUGGUGGCUUGAUUUCCAAUCGCAAAACGGCGAAAUUUGAUGAUGGAAACUUUGGUGUAUUCACUUCUUGUCAUCAUAUUAUCCGUACCGGAUAUGGCGCAAUGUGAGCGAGUUAGAAGACAAGUUUCAGGUCGUGAAAGUUGUUCGGAUAUUAGUGAUUGUCGUAAAGUUGGAAGUUUCCUGGGUAAGGUGGCAUUCAGAUGCGGGAGGGGCUCCUCCAUAAUCAUAUGCUUAAAGCUACCUUCCUCGCUGAAGGUGACUACCCCGGACACAGCUAUAAAAACAAGGAAAACAAAAUCACCAACGACACCAGCCCUUAUAAAACCAACAGAUAAAUCUACAACGACAUUGGAAGCAAGAGCAAGAAAUGAAGUUAAACUUGCAGGAGUUGCAGAUGAUCCAGGUUAUCAUAGAAGCAUGAAGAUACACGCAUGCGCAGAUAUUGUCUUUAUCCUCGACUUUUCCUGCUCUGUCCCCAGAAAAGAUAGGCUAAUGGGUAUUCAGUUAAUAAAUAAGCUAUCAGAACGACUCAUUCUCAACACGAAUGAUGGUGCAUGGUUUGGAGUGGUACCAUUUAGUAGGAAAGUCAUCAGGGAAAACGUUUGGAAAUUUCCCCCGGCAAAUAAAAAAGAUCAAACACUUGAACGUUUUCUAAAUUCGUCUAAUAUCUAUCAGGAAUGUACAACAAGAAUCCGAUUUGCAUUUCAAUUUGCAAAGGAAGCGUUCUUUAAAAAACCAAAUGAUCGAAACGACGAUAAAUACAAAGACCUUGUUAUUGUUGUUGGCGACGGAAGAACAUCUCCGCGGCCACCCAUCGAGAAAAAGUUAGGGUUGAAUAACGCUAAUGCCUUGACAAGGGAGCAAGGCAUUGAGAUUGUGUGGGUGAAGACAAACACUGUUCUUGUCAAUAGGAAAAAGAAUUUGGCAAAUAGCAAAGCCCUGGGGAAAGCCAUUGCUGAAGGAGAAGCUGAGAUUGCAGAUAUAGUUCUUGACCCAUCAUUAAGGUUCUCAUUGGACAAAGAAACAGAGCUUCUAAAUGAUACAGAAACUGUAGGGGGAAUCCUUGAAUAUAUACGAGAUAAUUUCAAGUGCAACUUAUAAUUUCCUAUUCUUAACAAUAAAUUUAUG
This is a messenger RNA of Owenia fusiformis, 1208 nucleotides long. The record is from the annotation of a GenBank genome assembly. Lineage: Eukaryota; Metazoa; Annelida; Polychaeta; Sabellida; Oweniidae.